This is a messenger RNA of Ostreococcus tauri, 789 nucleotides long. Its product is annotated as Replication protein A, C-terminal. The transcript has 2 exons. Lineage: Eukaryota; Viridiplantae; Chlorophyta; Mamiellophyceae; Mamiellales; Bathycoccaceae. The record is from RefSeq and is a predicted model, not a curated record. Gene Ontology annotation, molecular function: nucleic acid binding. Bases 1 to 789 code for a protein of 262 amino acids.
AUGUACGGCGGUGAAUCGGCGACGCAGUUCGCGGGAGCGACGGGAUACAUGGGAGAGCCCGAUGCGAGCGGGAUGAAGCCGCGCGCGAGCGGCGGGAACCAGCCGAACACGAUGACGCCGGUGACGGUGAAGAUGAUUAAAGGGGCGUUGGACGCGCGCGCGAGCCCAGACGAUGAGAUCAAAGUGAACGGGAUGGCGAUCAUGAACAUCACGCUCGUGGGCAAGGUGGUCGACGUCCAAACGAAGGGGUCACAGGUGGUGUACAGGUUGGACGACAGCACGGGCCAAACGGACGUCAAGGUGUGGUUAGACUCUGACGGGCCGGUCGAAGAGAUUCCGAGAGGUGCGUACGUUCGAGUCUACGGAACGCCGAAGGCAGUCGGGGCCGAUCAAGUGAUUGCCGCGCACACGACGGAAUCGAUCCGCGUGAUAACGGAUUUCAACGAGAUCACGUACCACCUCCUCGAGGUCAUCUACGCGAGCGGCUACGCCGCCAAGGUCAAGUCCGGGGGCGGCGCCACCGGUGUGGCGCCACAAAGUGUGUACAGCGCCGUGCAAGCGGCGCCGAACGUUGCGGCUGAUGGUGACAUGAACGGUUCGCUCUGCGAUCGCGUUCUCUUCAUCGUCAAGAAUAACCCCAACGGCGACACCGGCAUCUCUGUGUUGGAGGUCGUUGAGAAGUUGGGCGGUCAGUUCACUGAUGCCGCCGUUCGUCAGGAGCUCGAGAGUUUGUCGAACGAUGGUGCCGUGUACACCACCGUGGACGAAGACCACUACCAAGCCGUCUAA